Messenger RNA from Colletotrichum higginsianum IMI 349063, 960 nucleotides. Its product is annotated as Dihydroorotase. Gene Ontology annotation, biological process: pyrimidine nucleotide biosynthetic process; 'de novo' pyrimidine nucleobase biosynthetic process. Gene Ontology annotation, cellular component: cytoplasm. The transcript is spliced from 7 exons. The coding region runs from base 1 to 960 and encodes 319 amino acids. Lineage: Eukaryota; Fungi; Ascomycota; Sordariomycetes; Glomerellales; Glomerellaceae. The record is from RefSeq and is a predicted model, not a curated record. Gene Ontology annotation, molecular function: dihydroorotase activity.
AUGGCACCGUCACUAACACUCUUGCUGGCCCUGAUCAUGCCAAACCUGGCACCUACCCCCGUGACAACGGUCAAGAUGGCUCUGGACUACUCUGCGCGUAUCAAGCAGGCCCUGGGAAAGGACGAGGUCGACCUCCUCAUGACCCUCUACCUCCACCCGGACGUCACCCCCGAGACCGUCAGAGAGGCGAAGAAGGCUGGUGUUGCCGCCGUCAAGAGUUAUCCCGCCGGCGUCACUACCAACAGCUCCGCCGGCGUCGUGGACUAUGACGCCUUCCACGAGGUCUUCAAGACCAUGGAGGAGGUCGAUCUCAUUUUGUGUCUCCACGGAGAGUGUCCGUCUCAUGCCGGCAGCGACAUCACCACUCUCAACGCCGAGUCAAAGUUUCUUCCUACCCUUAAGGCACUCCAUGCCAAGUACCCCAAGCUCAGAAUCAUUCUCGAGCACUGCACAACCGCCGAGGCUGUCGAGGCCGUCAAAGCAUGCGGCCCUAACGUCUCUGGCACCAUCACCUGCCACCACCUCUUCAUCACCAUCGACGAUGUUGUCGGUGACGCGCUCCCCGCCGACCGCAAAGCCCUCCUUAAUGCCGUCGCCCACAGCAACGGAAAGUUCUUCCUUGGCACCGACUCGGCCCCGCACCCCAUCACCUCCAAGACGGGCCCUUCCAAGGCUGCUGCCGGCGUCUUCACUCAACCUUACGCCGUGCAGUACCUCCUCGCGGCCCUCGACGACGCCGUCGCCCGCGGCGAGCUCCGGGACGAGGAAAUCACCCAAGAGGGCCUUGAGGGCUUCGUCAGCGGCUACGGCCGCAAGUUCUACGGCACUGAGGACGUCCGCAAGGAGCGCGUCCGCCUCACACGCGGCGGCGCCGUUGUCGAUCAGAUGUUCGAGGGCGCGGGAAUUCAGGUUGUACCAUUCCGUGCGGGCAAAGAGACUUGGAGCCUGCAGUGGAUGUAA